GCCGUAAAGCGCGGACGAUGUCGGGGUCGCCGGCGCGUGAGGAGGUGCCGCGCUUUGAGAAGCGGCUGUUGGUGACGGGCGGCGCCGGCUUCAUGUGAGCGGUGGUCGUGGUGCCGUCUCUCCCCGCUGCUUAGCGAUGGGACUCUGAGGCGCAAAGCUCUGCCGCGGGGAGCUGUGGGACGUGGCGGUGGGCGGGCCGGCGUGCUGGUUGUUCACGGACGUGUCCUGGGGUGGGGCUGCGACGGGUCAGGUUUCUGUGUGCCGCCAGUCUUAAAAGGCUGAGCACAGGUAGAAGUCCCACCUAUGGCGAGCUUAUGGUCUCAUGUGGUGCUUCACAUGUAGUUGUGUCUCUGGUCAGAAACUAUCCCAACUAUCUGAUUAUAAAUCUAGAUAAGCUCGACUACUGUGCAAGCUUGAAGAAUCUUGAAACUGUCUCUGAGAAGGAAAACUACAAGUUUAUCCAGGGGGACAUCUGUGAACCUCAUUUUAUCAAACAACUUUUUGAAACUGAGAAAAUUGACAUAGUUCUUCACUUUGCAGCCCAAACGCAUGUAGAUCUUUCAUUUUGGCAUGCCCUGGAAUUCACUUAUGUGAAUGUUUAUGGCACUAAUGUACUGGUUGCUGCUGCCCAUGAAGCCAAUGUGGAGAAGUUUGUCUAUGUCAGUACAGAUGAAGUAUAUGGAGGCAGCACUGAUCAGGAAUUUGAUGAAUCCUCACCAAAAUGUCCAACAAAUCCCUACGCCUCCUCUAAAGCUGCUGCGGAGUGUUUUGUUCAGUCUUACUGGGAAAGGUAUCAAUUUCCAGUUGUUAUCACCCGGAGUAGUAAUGUUUAUGGACCACACCAGUAUCCAGAAAAAGUUAUACCAAAGUUCAUAUCUUUGUUGCAACAGAACAGAAAAUGCUGUAUUCAUGGCUCUGGACUUCAGAGAAGGAAUUUUCUGUAUGCAACUGAUGUAGUGGAAGCAUUCCUUACCGUCCUGAAGGAGGGGAAGCCAGGUGAAAUUUAUAACAUUGGAACUAAUUUUGAGAUGUCCAUCAUCCAGCUUGCGAAGGAGUUAAUCCACUUAAUAAAGAAGACCAGUUCAGAAUCUGAAAUGGAGCACUGGAUGGACUAUGUCAAAGACAGACCUACCAAUGACCUGAGAUACCCAAUGAGUUCAGAAAAAAUGCACAAUUUAGGAUGGAGACCUAAAGUGCCUUGGAAAGAAGGAAUAAAGAAAACAAUUGAAUGGUACAAGGAAAACUUUCACAACUGGAAGAAUGCCGAGAAAGCUUUGGAGCCCUUUCCUGUGACAGAGCCAUUUGCACAACUUAACGUUCCAUGAGGUGGCAGGCAGCCUGAAGGAGUCCAUUCUACCUCAUACAGCCUUUUCUUCAAAGCCUGCAGUCAAGUGACCACACUGAACUCUUACUGUAUUCAGGAUAAUGUGAGCCAUGAUGAAUACAGAGCUGUAAUAGAGCGUAACUUUGGAAGGGUUCAGCACUUCAUAAGUUUUAAUGCAUUGAUUUCAGCUUUUGGUGCAAUAUUAUAUCUUCACUAGGUACAGAUAAACUUUUUUGAGUAUUCUACAGAGUGAAGAAUUUUAUAAUGUUAAAUUAGUGUCAUAGAUGUCAAAUCUUCCUUAUUCCUUUUGGAAUGAGAAGAUGAUUACGAUAUUUGGGAUUCCAGUGGAUGAAUAUAUUCAUUCAUGAAUAUAUUUAGCUCUGAAGUUUUUCAUCUGCAUUAGUUUCUUUUUACAGUGUAAUGUGUGUUUUGUCACCUUGGGCAGUUGUCUUCUAUUUCAAAUCAAAGAGAAAAGAUAACUGCUUUCUAGAGAAUAUAAAUCAGUUGAUAAAAUCAAGUAUGGUACCCAUAUGGUUCAUGGUUCUUUACUGUUUCAGUAUUAUCUUGAGUAGAUGAUGAAUUAAACUGUUACCUUCCUAAUGCUCAAUUUCUAAAGGAGCGGAGGUAGAGAAGGUGCCAAGGAAAUAGCUGUUCUUACUGAGAUUUCUACAAGCCUUUCUUAAACUUUGCUUGGAUGUCUUACAUGUCACCUGUUUACUGUAUUAUGGCCUUUUACUUCAAUUGUAACAAACAUGAAGUACUGUAACGCAGUUAACAUUCCAGUAACAUAACUUUCUGUGAUACCAACGCAAUGUCUUGAGGAAAAGUUUCAAGUGCUUCAUUUCAGUUGUGGGUUGGCACACCUUUUUCAACACUUUUUCACUUGUUUUUGUGUCAAAUUUUAAAGAUGUAACAAUAGGAGUUUUAAUGUAAAAUUUUAGAAGAAACUUCAGUUCUGGAUAUCUGUCAAUAAAUCUUUGUCAAAUGUGAGUUAUUGCUAUAAGUUACAGUGUAACUGAUUUCACUUAAUUGGGUGAAUAAACUGAGCUGGUGCAUAGCAGCUGGAAAAGUA
Molecule: messenger RNA, 2396 nt
Organism: Gallus gallus (chicken)
Lineage: Eukaryota; Metazoa; Chordata; Aves; Galliformes; Phasianidae
Gene: TGDS
Product: TDP-glucose 4,6-dehydratase
Exons: 12
Coding region: 315-1325 (336 amino acids)
Biological process (GO): nucleotide-sugar metabolic process
Molecular function (GO): dTDP-glucose 4,6-dehydratase activity
Source: RefSeq, a predicted model, not a curated record